Messenger RNA from Phalaenopsis equestris, 2146 nucleotides. RefSeq names its product WD repeat-containing protein 20-like. Lineage: Eukaryota; Viridiplantae; Streptophyta; Magnoliopsida; Asparagales; Orchidaceae. Gene Ontology annotation, molecular function: protein binding. The record is from RefSeq and is a predicted model, not a curated record.
CCACUCUCCUCACCGUUCCCCCCUUUCCCCUCGUGCUUCAUUAUCUAGCCGGCGGGAUCUAACCGUCAAGGCAGCGCUGGUGAAGAAGAAGGAAGAGAACAAGGUGUGAUCCCGCUUUCCUUUUCUGGAAGGAUAGAACCGGAAACUGAUAUUUUGGAGAAUUCGACUGUACAAAAGCCGCUUCUUCGAUCUCUGUGAAAACCUAAUUCUCAGAUAGUCAUGGCGUCGCCGUCGUCGUCCAUGAACCCUCCGUCUAUCCCCCUCAAGACUUACUUCAAAACUCCCGAGGGCAGAUAUAAGCUUCAGUAUGAAAAAACUCACCCCGCUGGCCUCCUUCAUUACUCUCAUGGCAAAUCCGUUUCUCAGUUGACGAUCGCGUAUCUCAAGGAGAAGUCAACUUCCCAAGGGCCGAGUGCGCCUUCGACGCCGAGCUCCAGUAGCGUGGUGAAGUCUGCAGCGGCUAGGCUUUUUGUUGGUGUUAAUGGAAGCAAGACCUUCUCUUAUGGCGGUGCAAAUGGUGGGAGCAAGGUAGUAUCUGGAACUAACAAGUUCGGAGGGACUUUCGGAGCAGGAUCGAGCAGCUCUCCUGCAGCAGCAAAUUAUGAUGGCAAAGGGGCCUACUUAAUCUUUAAUGCUGGUGACACGCUAUUCAUCAGUGAUCUCAAUUCUUCAGACAAGGAUCCGAUCAAGGCUAUUCAUUUCAGCAGCUCGAACCCUCUGUGCCAUACAUUUGAUUCUGAGGCGAAGGAUGGACAUGACUUGCUUAUUGGGCUUCAGUCUGGAGACAUUUACACAGUGUCAUUAAGGCAACAGUUACAGGAUCUUGGGAAGAAGCUUGUGGGAGCUCAACAUUACAAUAAAGAUGGCACAAUCAAUAACAGUCGCUGUACUUGUGUUGCAUGGGUACCAGAUGGCGAUGGCAUUUUUGUUGUUGCUCAUGCUGAUGGAAACCUCUAUGUGUAUGAGAAAAACAAGGAUGGGACUGUUGAGCCAUCCUUUCCUGCUGUCAAAGAUCCAGCUCAGUUUACUGUUGCUCAUGCACGGUCCAGUAGGAGCAAUCCGACCAUAAGGUGGCAUAUUUGCCAGGGUUCGAUUAAUAGUAUGUCGUUCUCAGUAGAUGGCACAUAUUUAGCGACGGUUGGUAGAGAUGGCUAUUUAAGAGUGUUUGACUACUCCAAAGAACGAUUAUUUUGUGGUGGAAAAAGUUAUUAUGGUGCGUUGCUUUGCUGUACUUGGAGUCCUGAUGGGAAAUACAUAUUAAUUGGUGGUGAAGAUGACCUAGUACAAGUUUGGAGCAUGGAUGUUCGAAAAAUAGUUGCAUGGGGGGAGGGGCAUAAUUCAUGGGUGAGCGGUGUUGCUUUUGAUUCUUUUUGGUCGGCUCCAAAUUCUGAUGGAAAUUCUGAUGGAAUCGGAGAAAAUGCUAUGUACCGUUUUGGAUCUGUUGGUCAGGACACUCGGCUACUUCUAUGGGACCUAGAAAUGGAUGAAAUCGUCGUGCCACAACGCUAUACACCUCAUGGCGGCUCACCUACACUCAGUGGCGGAGGUCAUUCUUCUGCUCACUGGGAUUCCACCCCAUCCAUAGGCACCCUUCAGCCACCUCCAAGCAUGCGGGAUGUCCCGAAGCUCGCCCCUCUUUCGGCUCACCGUGUCCACGUGGAACCUUUGUCCGGUUUAGUCUUCACUAAAGAAUCAGUCGUCACGAUAUGUCGCGAAGGCCACAUAAAAAUCUGGGCCAGGCCUGGGGAUGGUGAUACCAGCGAGCCAAACUCUGAUACCGGCGGCUUUGUAACUGCUGCUUUAAAAGAUAGACCUGUUGGGGCUCCUUUCAUGAAGGUGAAUGGUCCCAGUUUUAAGCUAACGGCAUCAAAUUUUAUACGAAAUUAGAGCAUUGUUUGCUUGGAUAGAUUGUGGUUUUGUUGGAUUUGAAAUCUUGUUAGGCAAAGUUAGUGUGUGGGAUUUCUUUCAUCUUUCCCACCUGUCAAAUUUGGCCGACAGAGAAGGUUUAUUGCUGUUGUAAUUAUUAGAAAGGCUUAUGUUAUUUAUGUCAGUGUGGCCAUUUGGGUGGCUGUAGAGAAUAAGCACAUGUGGUUCUGUAUAUACAUAAAAAGAAUUUUAUCAUACAAGGCGUCUUCUUAGUUCUUAA